Theobroma cacao (cacao) is the source of this 1203-nucleotide messenger RNA. RefSeq names its product F-box protein At3g07870. The record is from RefSeq and is a predicted model, not a curated record. Lineage: Eukaryota; Viridiplantae; Streptophyta; Magnoliopsida; Malvales; Malvaceae. Gene Ontology annotation, molecular function: protein binding.
AAAUUGACCAUGAAAACGAGCAAACUUGUUAAGGCAGACCAAUUAGCAGCAAACAUGAUGGAGCGUCUUCCUCAGGAGGUCGUCCUCCAUAUACUAUCCAGGCUUCCCCUAACAUCUUUGCUGCAAUCAAAAUUGGUUUGCCAAGCCUGGCGAAGCCUAAUACAAGAUCCACUUCUUAUUAGUAAGCAUUUCAUGCAUAUGGCUAAGGCUGACAAUGAUCCGAGCUUCAUCUUACAAAGCAAUUGGCCUAUCCCGGACCAGCUCCACUUUAUAGAUUUCGCUGCUCAUAGCGAAGGGAAGUUGGUCUCAAAGAAGCUUCCAAAUUCCGCUAUGCUUAUGUGUUUGGUAGAUUCAUGCAAUGGCUUGCUUUGCAUGCAUAAUACUUCACGAAGCCUUUACAUUUGCAACCCGUUUACCCAGAUUUUCAUUGAGCUCCCAGAAUUGAUUAAGUAUCGAGCACAAGUGGGACAUUUGGGUUUCGGUUUUCAUCCAACCUCGAAAGAAUACAAGGUGAUCCAGAUAGUAUUUCGAAGACAGUUGCAAAGAGGUAACUCGUAUGUAGCUACACCUACUUUAAUUCAAUCUGAGGUUCAGAUUCUGACUAUUGGAAGCCCUGCUUGGAGAAAUUUAGGAAUGAUACCUUACCGUUUUAUUUGGCCGACAUUAAAGGUUAUGGUAAACGGGAGACUUCAUUGGCUUUCUAAGCCUAACAAGUAUACGACGGCUAGCUUGCUCGUAUCGUUUGACCUCGCAACUGAGCAAUUCCAGGAGGUACCUGAGCCUGAUUGUUGUGGCUUAGACAGGUGUUUUCAUCAUCUGAUGGUUCUACGAGGUUGCCUCUCAGCUGUUGCGUACCAUGAUAAUGAACAAUUGGAUAUUUGGGUUAUGAAAGAAUAUGGUACGAAGGAGUCUUGGGUCAAACAAUUCAACAUUGGGACCUACUUGCCCCGAACAUUGAAGCAAGAAGACAUCUUGGCCUUCAAUUAUUCAAAGCGUCAUUUCCCUAAGUCAUUUGUUCUAGUUCUAUGCAUCUUAAAAAGUGGUGAGAUCUUAUUGGAGUACAAAAGCAGAGCACUCGUUGUUUAUGAUUCACAGCAUGGAACGUUCAAGGAGCUAACCUUUCCAGAAAUGCCAAAUUGGUUCCAAAUAAUUGUACAUGUCGGUAGCCUCAACUGGCUUGACAUGCCUCCUGCUAAUUUCUAA